AUGUGCCUGCUAAAAGUCCUAUAUAUUGAGUACUUGUGUAUAGAUGAGCGGCUAUACGCGAGCGUGGCGCGCAUCGCUGCGGCGGCAGACUGCAGCGGUGUUAGCGUAGGUAAUCGCCACCGAGCGUACUAUCUACAGGUUGCACUAUAUUACCUUUAUCGUCUAGCUGGCCACGUUUUUAUAGUUGCUGGUUGCGUCCAGUUGACGACCGCGUUGGCAGUAAAUGAUGGCUCUCCUGCCUGUUUAUGGUUUCCCGACUCUCCAACGACUUCCGCGGCAAAUGUUCUUAUGUUGACUCCGAUCGGGUCCCGGUCAGUUCGACAGUUGUUCUCGACGUUGGCGCGCGGACUCGUGGACAGAGGACACCAUGUCACGAUCGUGUCCUGCGGUGAACCUGUGCCUCAUCACCCUAACGUGACCCACGUGCUCACGCCCCACUCCGCCCUCGACCAGAUGGAUCUCUUCGAGGUGCGCGAGAGCGGGGCCGUUUUUAAGCUGUGGCUGAAGGCCUUUCCUGCCGUGGCUCGAGAGAUGUACACCGACAGGAAGGUUAUGGAACUGUGGCACCGUAGGACUGAUUUUGACGCCAUCAUAGUCAACAGCGCCGCUAACGAGAUGGCGUUCCCAUUCCUCCUCGACAUCAAGGUGCCCUUCAUCACUCUGGCUCCCACGGGGACGGAGCCGCUACAACUGGCCUACCUCGGAAACUUCGUGUCGCCGGCUGCUCUGCCGUCAGUAGUUGUGCAUUACGAUGACACACUCUCUCUAUGGGAGCGCCUCGUCAAUACCUUGGCGACGAUAGCCAUCAGGUAUUCUUUCCGGCGAACCGUCGGAUACCCCCUUGCGAAUGCCCUUCGAGACUUUUUCCCCAAUCUUCCGGAUCCUUUUGAAAUCUACCCGAACCAGUCUCUCUCGCUGCUGAACCGCCACCACCUCCUCGACGGAGCGAUCCCUCUGCUGCCCAACCAAGUGGAGGUCGGCUGCAUGAACUGUCAGCCUGCCCGUCCGGUGCCUGAGGAAGUCGCCGAGUGGCUCGACGGCGCUGGCGAGGCUGGCGUCGUGUACUUCAGCCUCGGAUCCUUCCAGAAUGCGUCCAGGAUCCCGCAGAAGUACCGCGAGGCGCUCUUCAACGCCUUCGCGCGCCUCCCCCACCGCGUCCUAAUCAAGUUCAGCGGCCACGGCUUCGAACUCCCUCCCAACGUCCGGAGCUUCACUUGGCUCCCGCAGCAGGAUAUCCUCGGUCACAAGUCCAUACGGGUGUUCAUCACACACUGUGGAAAACACAGCGCGGCAGAAGCUCUUUACCAUGGAGUGCCAAUAUUAGGCCUACCCAUUACAUUUGACCAACCUCGAACAUGUGCCCGCAUGGCUCGCCGUCAGGAGGGAAUUGUCCUCCAAUGGGAAGAGCUUACAGUUGAAACCAUCGUCAGUGCUGUCCAUGAACUCACCAACAACCAAAAGUAUCGUGAUCGAGUGGUAGGUGUGUCAAGGCGGAUGAAAGCACAGAAGGAAACUGGACUAAACCGAGCAAUUUGGUGGGUUGAGUACAUCAUUGAUCAUGGGAAGGAUUACCUCAGGUUUUCUGGUGCAGAGUUGAGCCUGUCUCAGUAUCUUCUUCUGGAUAUAUUAGGAAUCAUUACUGUGCUCACUGCAAUUAUUGGUGGGAUCUUCAUUUUCCUAGCUCGUUCAGUUUUGAAAAUGUUUUGGCCAUCAAGUCUUUCAAAGGCUAUUCUGUCUACAGUUUUUACAUAUGUUGUGUACAAUUUAUUACUGUUGGUGCUAAUCACAUCUCAAUAGUACAGACAAAGGAAUAAUACAUGGUGACAUAUAACUGUUUUAAACAUGUAGGUGGCUAAUGUGUGACAAAGUAUGCAAAUGAAUGAAUGAAUGAAUAAAUGAAUGAAUGAAUGCCUUUGUGUGUGUGUGUGUGUGUGUGUGUGUGUGUGUGUGUGUGUGUGUGUGUG
Molecule: messenger RNA, 1964 nt
Organism: Penaeus vannamei (Pacific white shrimp)
Lineage: Eukaryota; Metazoa; Arthropoda; Malacostraca; Decapoda; Penaeidae
Source: RefSeq, a predicted model, not a curated record